UUACAGGCUAUAGUUUAUUUUUUAAACCGUUUGUUCUUUGAAUGUGGAGUUGUUCCGUCACCAACAUUAACGGGGGAAACAAACCGAAGCAAAGAAAAUCAAACUCCUUUUCUUUUUUUUUUUCUCUCAUAAUUUUCUCUUAAUCCAAACAGCUAAAUUAACUGAUCUGUAAACUCAAGACAGAUUAGUUAAAAAAAUGAGUGUGAUCGAUAUAUUGACAAGAGUAGAUGUGAUCUGCAAGAAGUACGACAAAUACGACGUCGAAAAGCAGCGAGACCAAAAUGUCUCCGGGGACGAUGCCUUCGCUCGUUUAUACGCCGUCGUCGAAGCCGACAUUGAAUCCGCUCUUCAGAAAGCGGAGCUUGCUUCCAAGGAGAAAAGUAAAGCAUCUGCUGUUGCAGUGAAUGCUGAGAUUCGUAGAACCAAGGCUCGAUUGCUUGAGGAAGUCCCUAAGUUGCAGAGAUUGGCUGUUAAGAAGGUUAAAGGGAUUUCAACUGAAGAGAUGGCUGCUCGUAAUGAACUGGUCCUUGCAUUGCCGGACAAGAUUCAAGCUAUACCUGAUGGAACUGCUGCUCCUAAACAAGCUGGAGGCUGGAUGUCUUCAACACCUUCAGCUGCUGAAAUUAAGUUUGAUUCAGAUGGAAGAUUUGAUAAUGAAUACUUUCAAGAAUCUGAGCAGUCAAGUCAAUUCAGGCAGGAGUAUGAAAUGCGAAGAAUGAAGCAGGACCAAGGUUUGGAUAUGAUUUCAGAAGGUUUGGAUACUUUAAAGAACAUGGCUCAUGAUAUAAAUGAGGAAUUGGAUAGGCAAGUUCCCUUGAUGGAUGAAAUUGACACGAAGGUUGACAAGGCUGCUGCUGACCUUAAGAAUACCAAUGUUAGACUCAAAGCUACUGUCACCCAGUUGAGGUCCAGCCGAAAUUUCUGUAUUGAUAUCGUCUUGUUGUGCAUAGUUCUGGGAAUUGCUGCCUAUUUAUACAAUGUUCUGAAGAAGUGAAGCGAUAAAAGGAUGAGUUGAUGUGUUUCCCUUGUAGGCUCUCAGCUUUUCCUGCAUUGUCUUUCAACUGGAGGACGUGCUCUCGUGCUUGAUCCUGUAUGUGAUUUGUUUCUUUUGUGGAAGUCAUUGUUCACACUGGUAAAAUGUGAGUUUGUCUUUCUAUACAAAUUGAGGACAAACGAAAAUGUUUGUAUAUCAAGUUACUAGAGAUUUGAUCACAUUAGGUUAAGGUUAUACUUCUGCUUUCAUUGCCCUUCUUCACAGUACAUUUGUCAAAUAUCUUUCAUUACAGUUUUGCCACAUAUGCAGACAAUUUAAGGAUGUGAUAUUCAAAUCUCACACUGGUUAAAGAUACAAGUUGUGAUUUGCAGACAGAUCAAAGACGACUGCUUUGAACCCUCUGUAGUCUGUCCCUUGGAAACUAAUU
Molecule: messenger RNA, 1421 nt
Organism: Durio zibethinus
Lineage: Eukaryota; Viridiplantae; Streptophyta; Magnoliopsida; Malvales; Malvaceae
Product: syntaxin-71-like
Biological process (GO): vesicle fusion; intracellular protein transport
Cellular component (GO): endomembrane system; membrane; SNARE complex
Molecular function (GO): SNARE binding; SNAP receptor activity
Source: RefSeq, a predicted model, not a curated record